AUGAGACAACGAAUCGAAGUGAUCCACUCGGAUCCAGACCAGGACAUCCGUCAGUUCAUAGAAACCGUCUCCGAAGACCUAACAGACAUCGAUCGAUUCCAUAACAUCUCCAUCUCGCCCAAACGGCAAGCUCGUCUUGAGGAAUACUACAAGUCGACUCUCGCCUCACUCAAGGACAUCCCUUUCAGACACCUCAAUCAAGAUGGCAAGAUCGACUACCUCCUUAUCCAGAACUUUCUGAACCGGGAUUUGAGACAGCUGGGGCUGACGGCCGAGAAAAAUAAGAAGUCGAAGCCGCUGCUAGGGUUUGCGCUGGGGAUUGUGGGCUUGUGUGAAGAUAGGCAGAAUAUGAAGAAAAUGGACGGGAAGAAAGCUGCGCAAGAAAUAUUUGAAAUUGGAAAGCAAAUUUCUGAGACGCAGGCUAAGAUCCAAGCCCAGAAAAUUAAGGUUGAUAAAACAAGUGCUUUUCGUGCAACGAGGACUGUCGAUGAACUACGUGCUCACUUAGAGGAAUGGUAUGGAUUUUACAAUGGGUAUGAUCCACUUUUCAGCUGGUGGGUCAAAGAACCGUAUGGGAAGGUCAAGAAACAGUUGGAAGAGCUUCCCGCCUUGAUCAAAGAGAGGCUUGUGGGAAUUGACCCAAAUGACAAUGAUGCGAUUGUUGGGGAUCCGAUUGGACGAGAAGGAUUGCUAGCUGAUCUUGAGUCAGAGAUUAUUCCUUACACCCCGGAACAGCUGCUAGAAAUUGCGGAGGAAGAGUAUGUCUGGUGUGAAUUAGAGAUGAAGAAAGCGUCGCAUGAGUUGGGAUAUGGAGAUGAAUGGCGAAAUGCUCUGGAGCACGUCAAGAAUCUGUACGUGGAGCCGGGAAACCAACCUGAGCUUAUCCAUUUUCUGGCACAGGAAGCUACAGAUUAUGUCGAGAAGCAUGAUCUCGUUACAGUACCGAGGAUAGCCAAGGAGAAUUGGCGUAUGUUUAUGAUGUCGCCUGAGAGGCAGCAGAUAAACCCCUUCUUUCUAGGUGGAACAUCAAUCAUUGUGUCAUAUCCGACUGAUACGAUGGACCACGAGGCGAAAAUGAUGAGUAUGAGGGGCAACAACAUCCAUUUUUCACGGUCAACUGUGUUUCAUGAGAUGAUUCCUGGUCAUCAUUUGCAAUAUCACAUGAUGGCCCGCCACAAGCCCUACCGUCAGAUGUUCUUCACGGCAUUCUGGACAGAAGGAUGGGCUCUGUAUUGGGAAAUGAUACUCUGGGACAAGAAGUUCCCCGAAAGUCCCGAAAAUAGAAUCGGGAUGCUUUUCUGGCGAAUGCAUCGAUGCGCACGUAUCGUUUUCUCCGUCAAAUUCCACCUUGGACAGAUGAGUCCACAAGAAUGCAUCGAUUUACUGGUAUAUAAAGUUGGCCAUGAACGCGCAACUGCAGAAGGAGAAGUUCGCCGCUCAUUUGCAGGUGACUAUAGUCCGCUCUACCAAGCUGGCUAUAUGCUUGGGGCCUUGCAAAUAUACGCACUCAGAAAGGAGGUUGUGGAUAGUGGCAAGAUGACGGAAAAGCAAUUUCAUGAUCGGGUGUUGCAGGCAAAUAUGAUGCCCAUCGAGCUGCUGCGAGCAUUGUUAAAGGAGCAACACAUAACUCCCGAGUUCAAGUCUUCAUGGCGGUUCUACAAUGGAAGAUGA
Lachnellula hyalina is the source of this 1671-nucleotide messenger RNA. RefSeq lists its product as uncharacterized. Bases 1 to 1671 code for a protein of 556 amino acids. The record is from RefSeq and is a predicted model, not a curated record. The transcript has a single exon. Lineage: Eukaryota; Fungi; Ascomycota; Leotiomycetes; Helotiales; Lachnaceae.